AUGACCGUCCUGGCCGAUACGGGACCGCAGUGCGCGGCGAGGAUAAUCGACGGCGAUAGUACGUUUCGGGACGACAUCAACCACGACAUACUGCCGCCGGGGGGGCAGGAUGUAGAGACCGAAGCCAAGCUCAGCUCCGACAAGAGCCGCUCCGCCAACAGCCAAGAAGCUUCUUUGCGAUAUGCCUCCUCCGCCGGGGCGGCCGCGGUGUUCCAAGAGGAGAUAUGCAAGGCCGUCAGGAACAUUGCCGUUCGUCAUGGAGAAGCCGAGCUACGUGCGUCCAUCACGAUCAAAUUCCCAUUAUGGGGCAGAGGUGCCAUCGAUUGCCUGCUCAGCAUGCACAUCUGCCCUUGGGCGGUGAGCUACUUCGCUCAGCAACUUUUUGGCGCCCAAAUCGUCAUGAUCGGCAGUGUCCGACGCAUCGUGCUUAAAGAGGGUAUCACCGUCAUUGUCCCUGGGACAGAGGUCACUUUGAAAGGCGUCGAAGAGGACACGAUCCUUAAGGUAUUUGGUUCGGAAAUGCUCGACGCUGUCAAGGAGAGCUCGGUUCGGGGGGAAGAAAUUAGCCAAGGAGUCUCCGCCACCGAGUGUGUGUCCAUGAUUGUCACUGAAGACGGAGCCAUAGUCAGCCUUGCCCUCGGGCUGGCGAGAGGGUUGCAAAUCCAGAGGAAGCUGGAUUUAUGA
Messenger RNA from Hirsutella rhossiliensis, 684 nucleotides. RefSeq lists its product as uncharacterized. Bases 1 to 684 code for a protein of 227 amino acids. NCBI's taxonomy places the organism in Eukaryota, Fungi, Ascomycota, Sordariomycetes, Hypocreales, Ophiocordycipitaceae. The record is from RefSeq and is a predicted model, not a curated record. The transcript is spliced from 2 exons.